Molecule: messenger RNA, 1041 nt
Organism: Leptidea sinapis
Lineage: Eukaryota; Metazoa; Arthropoda; Insecta; Lepidoptera; Pieridae
Gene: CPH3
Product: pupal cuticle protein PCP52-like
Exons: 3
Coding region: 119-1003 (294 amino acids)
Source: RefSeq, a predicted model, not a curated record
GCGCUUCCUGCAUUCUUCCCGCCCGUAGUUGAAGUUUCACUUCUUUUUUAAAUAUUAACAUUACCGGCCAGCCUGUUCUAUAUUCAUAUUGACGAUUAUAAAAGCGACGUGAACCGAGAUGAGGAUAAUCAGUAGCCAUCGAGACAUCCCCAAGAUGAGAGUUCUGUUUCUGUCAGCACUAUUUGCCUGCGCGGCGGCAGCACCUUCCUACAUCGCGCCAUUCCCGUAUGCGAUACCAGCAGUAUUUCCUGCGGGCUUUGCUGUAGCGCCUACAGUGCCUUCAGGCGAUGUUCAGGCAGCAGUUGUUGACACUCAGGUUAAAAUUGAAGAUCAAGCACGCGCCUUCAAUGACCAGGCAAGAGAAUUAGCCGAACAAGCAGUUGAGAACCAAAACGAGGGUGUCGAAGUAGCAAAUGACUUAUCAAAAGAAAAGGCCGAAGAAGCAUUCUGGAGCGCAGAAGAGCAAAAAUAUCGUGCAUUGAACGAAGCUCAGAUCGCCGAAGCUGUUCGUGAUGGAGCGAUGGCAAGCAACGCUGAUAGCUUUGCCAAGUCCUCUUUAGGCUAUGUAGCUGGUGUGGUUCCUGGAGUUGUGCCUGUCGCCUCAGUGCCUAUAACACCAGUUGUCGCUGGAGCCCCAGAGUCUAAAGCUGAAGAGGCAAAACCCGAGGUUAAGAAGACUGCCGAAGAAGAGAAACCAGCUAAACUAGAAGAGAAGAAAGAAGAAUCUGCUGAUACAGUAGAAACUGUUGCCGAAACCAAAACUGCAGCCGAAAUUAAAACCGAAGCGGAAGCUCCCAAGACUGAGAAUGCUGAAAUGAACAAAGUCCAAACGGUGGUUCACCCUGUUCCCUUAGGCCUGGCUCCUUACAGCUAUCAAGCUAUUGUGCCUCCCAUGGGUGCAGUGAGAGCGCAGGUGGGACUUAGAGGGUACCCAAUCAUUCCUUCUUUCCAGCCUAUUCAAGCUCCUUUCUAUACUCCAACACUUUUUAACAAUAUCUACUAAAUCUACUUUUUAACAAUUAUAAAACGUUAUUAGAUUUU